Molecule: messenger RNA, 1790 nt
Organism: Pangasianodon hypophthalmus (striped catfish)
Lineage: Eukaryota; Metazoa; Chordata; Actinopteri; Siluriformes; Pangasiidae
Gene: tmem144a
Product: transmembrane protein 144a
Exons: 12
Coding region: 222-1307 (361 amino acids)
Biological process (GO): carbohydrate transmembrane transport
Cellular component (GO): membrane
Molecular function (GO): carbohydrate transmembrane transporter activity
Source: RefSeq, a predicted model, not a curated record
GUGACGUUUUAAGCCACGUGACAGCAGUCAGCUGAUACACAGAACCCGGAAAUUUUGAUUUCUACCUCAGAUGAGUUACAGCCUUUUGUUUGUUCUCUGUUUUGUGGAUCAUAAAACUGCAAACCAUGAAUGAUAGUUAGUUUAUUAAACCUCGGUGUGUUUGGAGAAUCUGAAUCCAGAAUCUGGUGGCGUUUUAAACCUGAAAAAAACAAACAAACGAGAUGGAGUUGCUGCUGGAUCCCUCUCACCUCCUCAGAGGUUCCUCUAAUGGCACGAACACCACUGACCUGACGUAUGGCUUCGUGUCCUGCGCGGUGUCCGUCCUCUUCUACGGGAGCAACUUCGUUCCUGUAAAGAAGAUCGACACUGGCGAUGGCAUGUUUUUCCAGUGGGUGCUUUGUGCUGCUAUAUGGACGGUGUCUAUGAUUGCGAACAUCAUUUUGAGCAGCCCAAAGUUCUGGCCUCUGGCUAUGCUGGGAGGAGCCAUCUGGGCUACAGGUAAUGUCACAGUUGUGCCCAUACUUAAGACCAUAGGUCUCGGGCUAGGCCUUUUGAUAUGGGCUACCUUCAACCUCCUGAUGGGCUGGGCCAGCUCACGAUUUGGCUGGUUUGGUAUCGAGCCGGAGAAAGUCACCAAACCAACACUUAACUACUGCGGAGCCGGGUUGUGUUUGCUUAGCGCUAUCGUCUUUUUCUUUGUGAAGAGUGACGUUCAGAGAUCUGCUACAUCCGAAGAGACGCCUCUGCUAAUAGACAGUACUGUGAACAAUGACCCUCAAACAUCAUCAGAUAACUCGUGGGUGGACAUGUUGCCACCCUUCACUAAGCGCCUGGUCGGUUCGGCGCUUGCCGUAGUAGCAGGACUCCUUUACGGCUCGUCGUUCAUCCCAAUGCUGUACAUCAAAAACCAUGCGGAUCAGCAGGACAGCCAGUUUGUUGGGGCGAGCCAGUUCGAUCUGGAUUACGUCUUUGCUCAUUUCAGUGGGAUCUUCCUCACCAGCACUGUGUACUUCGUCAUCUAUUGCGCCUUCAAAAAGAACAAACCGCAAGUGUUCCCUAAAGCCGUGCUCCCAGGGUUUGUUUCCGGGGUGAUGUGGGGCGUGGCCACAUGCUGCUGGUUCCUGGCCAAUCACUACCUGAAACCAGUGGUGAGCUUCCCGAUCAUCACUACGGUUCCUGGGCUUAUUGCUGCUUUGUGGGGGGUAAUGGUUUUUAAGGAAGUACAGGGACUGAGGAAUUACCUGGUGCUCAUCCUGGCGUUUUGCAUGAUCGUGACUGGAGCGUUACUGACCGGCUUCUCGCUGUAGUUCCACAUCAACACCACACGGUGGUUCCAUACAGUCACUGUUAACCUUUAUAAACCGUUCUGUACCACAGAAUGAUGUGCUCAUGAAUAAUGUCCUGAUUACUGUGAAGCAAUGUCAAAGUCAGACAAUAUAAGCCGAUAAAGACACAAAACCUGAGUCUUCUCAUUUUAAUGCCAGUUCUUUGGACAGACUGUAACUGACCUGUAAUAUUCACUGCAUUUCUUUCAAUCACGUUUACAGCAUGAAGGACCUCGUUUUAAUUUUCGAGUUGCACUUUUUAUAAUUACUGUCGAGGUCACUGAAAAAGAGAUUGAGAUGUUUUAACCAUGUCAUGUGUGCUUAUUAAUAUUAAGUGCCUUAUUGAUUGCCUGCCACUUUGUUUAAUGUUAUAUUAUUAUGAAGGGAUUGCAGUCAGGCAGCUGAUUAUGAGGGCAAACUUCAUCAGAAUUUUAACAUUUUAAUAAAAGCUCUUGUUUUGAUAAA